AUGUCCCCUAUUGAUAUUGUGACCAAAAAUGUAACGACUGACCCUAACCUGGGAAACUUCAACCUCAAUGGUUUCAACUCUAAGGAUGUCUUCACGUCCAUUAUGAACAAUGGACAUACAGUGGUGUGCACAUUGAAAGGAAAUGAAGUUAAAGUGAGUGGAGGUGGACUUAGUGGAACAUAUACAGGACUUCAGUUUCACUUUCACUGGGGUGAUGGAAAUCAUCCGGGUUCAGAGCACACAGUCGAUGAGCACAGAUAUCCAAUGGAGGCAACAAAACUGGUUUCAAAGUUCUACCAAUACAUGGGUUCCCUGACAACGCCUGCUUGCAACGAAGCAGUCGUGUGGACAAUCUUUCAUGAGCCAAUCCACGCCAACAGUGAACUGAUGAAUGGUGUUAUCAUCCACAUCACUGUGCUUCUGCCUGGCUCCCACUGUAGCAGUACACACCAGUCACCCAUCAACAUUGACAAAAACAAUGCUGUGCCGGACAGCCAUCUUGAUGCCUUUGUAUUUAAACAUUUUGAUGACAACCACGCUAUCAAGUACAUCACCAACACAGGCCAUUCAAUCUAUCCCUACUACCAAGAGCACCUCUCAUGGGAGCACUUCGAGCAGCUCUCAUGGGAGUACUGGAUCAGGAACAACACAUCCUACAUCAGCACCAACAUCUAA
Messenger RNA from Haplochromis burtoni (Burton's mouthbrooder), 675 nucleotides. RefSeq names its product carbonic anhydrase 4-like. Gene Ontology annotation, molecular function: carbonate dehydratase activity; zinc ion binding. The transcript has 7 exons. The coding region runs from base 1 to 675 and encodes 224 amino acids. The record is from RefSeq and is a predicted model, not a curated record. Gene Ontology annotation, cellular component: plasma membrane. NCBI's taxonomy places the organism in Eukaryota, Metazoa, Chordata, Actinopteri, Cichliformes, Cichlidae.